AUGGCAGACACUGCGAACACGGCUACGGUGGAUGCAAUUACCUCUACAACGUCGACCACCGCCGACAAUAGCACUGCUCCUGUUGAUGGGAAUGUCAGCACAAACAACACAAGCACCAUUCCAGGAAAGGUUGAAGCAAAAGCAGAUCAAGCCAUUGGUAGUGCCAAUGAGUCUGUUGGCAACGCAGCGGGAAGCAACAACCUCAAGGGCCAAGGCAUACAGCAAAACGCAGAAGAACAUGGCAAGGAAACAGCCAACAAUGUGGCUGGAUUCUUUCACAAGAUGACAAAUGAGGUGCAAGGCACAUUCAAAGGUCUUUUUAAUGCAUUUUCUGGAAGCAACAAGAAAAUAAUGAGUUGCACAAGACCAUGUCAUUUGGCUGACCGCAAUAAAAUAAAGAUGGCUUCUUCAUUUGGGAAACCAAAACCUGCAAAUUGUGAUGUAUAA
Mucor velutinosus is the source of this 447-nucleotide messenger RNA. RefSeq lists its product as uncharacterized. The record is from RefSeq and is a predicted model, not a curated record. Lineage: Eukaryota; Fungi; Mucoromycota; Mucoromycetes; Mucorales; Mucoraceae. The transcript has a single exon. Bases 1 to 447 code for a protein of 148 amino acids.